CGGAUCAGGAUAGUAGUCGGAAACAGAGGUCCAUCACAUCGCAGACCAGCACACACGAGACACAGAUAUGUUUGCAGCAGCAAAGACGACGGCUCAGCGGGGCGUGAGCGUCUCCCUGUGGACGAGAUCGAUUUCGGUCUCCCCAGCUGCUCCACAGCAUCCACCGAAAAACGACACGGAGGUGUCCAGAAAGUACCGGUUCUCGUACGAGACGGCGAAAAACAAGUACGUGAAGGAGUCGGACCUCAAUGUGCCACAGGACAAGUUUGACUUUGCCAGCUACGAAAACAAGACGAACUCCACGACGGUGUCUGAGGAAAACGCACAGUUGAUACCCUCCAUCGUGGCGCUCCACGCCAGACUCCAGCUCCCGGAGGAGUACAAGCUGUCCACGCUUGUGAAGUCGCUGUCCUGUCCGAUGGGCGAGGGCAACGCGUCCAACAACCAGCAGAUGACGAUCUUCGGCUCCCACAUCCUCUCCUUCUACGUGUCGGAAUACCUCCUAGCCAACUACCCAAGACUUCCGAUUUCGAUUCUCAGGUCCGCAAUAGACGCAUACAUCGGCAACUUCUCCCUCUACGAUGUUGCCAAAAACUCCUGGGGUAUAGAUGAAGACGCCUCCUCUAAGCUAGACAAAUACCUAUCCAACGAGCCUGAACUCUUCAAAUACGGUAGACUCAGAUACUUGCGUAAAGUGAGUACCCCCGAAUCCAACGUCGUCAAAUACUCCCCAGCGCAGGUCAAUCCCUACGAAAUAUCCAAAUCAGAGGCUUUCGCCAACUCCGUACGUUCGAUAAUCGCAGGUCUCUACGUCCACUCGGGCGAAACAGCCACAAAAGAAUUCAUCACCAACCACAUCCUCUCAAGACAAGUAGACAUCUCCGCACUCUUCGAGUUCAAAGAACCAGGGAAACUUUUGACCAGACUGUUGAAAACAAACAACAUGCAUCCGCCAACAGUGAGGCUCAUCUCCGAAACAGGUAGACUUUCGAACAGCCCCAUCUACGUCGUGGGAUGUUUCUCCGGAAACGACCUCUUGGCAAGCGGGGAAGGUUCCUCUUUGAGAGAAGCAAGAGUAAGAUCUUUUGUGAGAGCUCUCAAAGCAUGGUACCUUUACAAGCCGCUUGAUGCUAAGGUGCCAAGUGAUGCUUCCUUCAGUGGCAUGUUUGUCGAUGACGGUGAAAAAUUUUACUGA
Pichia membranifaciens NRRL Y-2026 is the source of this 1195-nucleotide messenger RNA. RefSeq lists its product as hypothetical. NCBI's taxonomy places the organism in Eukaryota, Fungi, Ascomycota, Pichiomycetes, Pichiales, Pichiaceae. Bases 68 to 1195 code for a protein of 375 amino acids. Gene Ontology annotation, biological process: regulation of gene expression; primary miRNA processing; rRNA processing. Gene Ontology annotation, cellular component: nucleus. Gene Ontology annotation, molecular function: ribonuclease III activity; double-stranded RNA binding. The record is from RefSeq and is a predicted model, not a curated record. The transcript is spliced from 2 exons.